AUGUCAAAACAAGGAAAAAGAAAAAUUACUGUCGAAUUACCGAAAUCGAAAGAUCUAGCUAACAGACCUAGUGUGUUUGAGCGUCUCGGUACUAAGAAGUCCAACGCUAAAAAAACAACUGAACACUGUAGACAGUGGGCUCAAAACGGGAGUUGUGCUUACGGUAAAAGUUGUAAAUUUGCAUCAACUCAUACGCUUAUAAGUCCUUCGAAGCAAAGGGCCGCUAAUAAAGACAUUGAACAGAAGCGCAGUGUGAAGGAUGAUCCUAAAAGUAGGUUACAUUCUACCGUCGUGGUACGAGCAGGCCGUAGUCCAGAUGGUGAAAUCGACAACUGGGAUCAAAAUGACUUAGAAUAUGCAGACACAGACGUCCUUGAGAAACGUCGACAGCAACUGCAACGGGAAUUAGAGUUGCAAAUGAAAAUGGACUCCAGUAAAGACAUGCGUAAAGAUAAAAAGAAGACAAUGUCAAGUACUUCUUCAUCUCGCAGCUCUAGUUCAUCGAGCGUUUCUUCAUCUUCAUCAGAUAAUAGUUCCUCAUCUUCUUCUUCUGGCAGAGAAGCUAGGCGAAAAGGGAAGAAAGGAAAAUUACAAAGGAAUUCAAGUUCUUCUUCAGAUGGUGAUGUGCCUUCUAAAAAGAAGUUCAUCAAAACUGAUACUCUAAAAAGAGACAAAAGUGAAACCAAGAAAAAUCUGACAAAGAAAGAUGAUAAACUUUUAAAAAAACAUGAUACUAGUGGAAAAAAGAAACCUGUUGCUAAAACUACUAUAGGUAAGAAAUCACUGUCUCCAGGUAAAAAAUCUGGUGGAACACCUCCAAUUACAUCUAAAAGCCUUACUAAAGGAGCAGUGAAACAUGGUAAAUCCCCACAUAGACGAGAACGUAGAAGCAUUUCACCUCACAGUACUAGGGAUAGAGACAAAGACAAGGACCGUGCAAAAGAAAAAGACAGAGAAAAAGAGAGGGAAAAAGAGCGUGAAAAAGAAAGAGAAAAGGAUAGAGAGAGAACUAGAGUGCGUAGUAGAUCACCUAGAAAAGCAAGGUCUAGAUCUCCCCGUCAAUAUGCCACACAUUCAAAAGAUGUUAGAAAGAAAGAGAGUUCUGAAAGAAGUAGACCAGUGUCACCCAAGAAACAAACUAGAAGGGAUGGUAGUGCAGAAAGACAUAGAAAGAGAUCAGCAAGCAGAGAUAGAGACAGAGGGCGGGAGCACAAGGAUAGGUCUUUAGAAAGAAGGAAAGAAAAACAUGAUGAUAAAGAUAGACAUGAUAGGAAAGACAGAGGAAGAGAUAGAAACAAGGAGACUAAAAGGGAUGAUAGUAAGAGAAGGGGAAGAGGAGACAGGGGCCUGGGUGGUAGAGGUGGUGCAGACAAAGGGUUGGAAAAACCCAAUAAACCUAUGGAAAGACUUCUGCCUAGACCAGAGGAGCGUUUAGCUGCUUUAGCAGCUAUAUCCAAUAGGGCUCUUGAUAUUGACAAAGCUUCUUCUACAUCUAAAGAUCGACAAGACACACAUUCUGAAAGAGGUGGUCGUAAACAGGAUAGGCUUGAAAGAGAUCGUUCAACAAAAAGGGAUAGAUUAGAUAGUAUGGAUCGAGAUCAAGGUGAUUAUGAAAUGGGUAUUGAUCGUCAGUAUGACAAUGACCGAAAUAUAGAUCACUAUGACAGGGGGGAUGAUCGUUAUGAUGAUGGCCCCAGAGAAGAUGACAGAUCACCGGGUUAUAAUAUUCAGGGAAGGGACAGGCAUUAUGAUACUGGUUAUGAAAUUUCUGGUCCUCCACGGGGCUAUCCUCAAGAUGAUGAUAGACUAUAUGGUGACCGCAUGGGUGACCACAGGGGUGUUGAUAUGGGUUAUGAUGACCGUCAUCCUCAUCGGGACCGUUCAUGGGAAGGAAGGUCCGGUUCUAUGGAUCGAGAAAGAGGAUAUAUUCAUCCUCAUAAAGAGUGGGAUAAUGAAGAUUAUCGUGGAGGAGACUGGAGUAGAGAGAGACGUUGGCCGAUGCAUGACCCACAGAUGGGCGAGUGGGGUGAUAAAGAGCCCGAUGUGGAUGCUUGGCAUCAUCGAGGUCAUACUGGGCCCCAUCGUGGAAGGAUGCAUGGUAAGGAAGACUAUGGACGUGGUAUGCGAAUGGAUCUACGAGCUGAGAGUAAUAAACGGCGACCUCCAAGGAAUGAACCAGACCCGACACCAAAAGAUACUCCAACUUCUACACAACCAGCACCUGCUGCUGCUCCUCGUCCAGAAGUCGAAGUUGAUGAUAAACCUAUACCUGAUGAUCUUAGUGAAAUCAGUGACGAUCCCGAUGACAUCCUUAAUAGAGAAGAUAUGGCAGAUCAAAUUAUAGAUGAGGAUAGCCAAUCUGGUUUACCCAAUGAUGAAAGUGGUUCUAAACUAGAAGGUUCCGAAAAGGAGUCUACACAGGACACAAGUGGUGCAGGUGAAGAAAAGGAUUCACUGGAUGCUAAGGAUGAUGAAGAAGUAACAAACUUAGAUUUUGAGGAAAUAUCUGAUGGAGAAUUGGAAGAGGAGCGAACAAGGGCUGGGUUAGGGGAUGCCCUUGGAGUCGACUGGGCAAGCUUAGUAGCGGAUGUGCGACGACGAGAACAAUCAAGUGUGUCUUCUGGUGGAGCAAGAGAUCGUUGGAGACCUGAGAGAGUACUAGCCCGUUUGGGGCUGUCUCUACAUAUGGCUGGAGAUGAAGUUGUUCAACAAGUGUUGCAGAAAAAUGCUGCAAGCUUACAAGACACUAAUCAGCCUCAGUCAGAAGGUUCUGAAUCAAAAGAUAAUAUUGCACAAAAUGGUGUAUAUGAAAAUAAAAUAGAACCUAAGCCCGAUGUUGCAUCUCUACAUCCUGUAGCUGCUAUUCAGGUGGCAGAGCAAAAGCGAAAACGUCAACGUGCUGUAUUAUUUGGAUCUGGUUGUGAGAUAACGCGUGGUUUAAGCGCACGACGUGAUCUAGCUCUGCGAAGAUACUUAUGUCAUUUACCUACAGCAGAAAGAACUGGACAGGCGCGAGUAACACCACAGGCUUCUUUCUUCCAUGCAGCUAGAUCCAUGUUAUUGCAUGCUCCAGUUACUGGCUGA
Arctia plantaginis is the source of this 3084-nucleotide messenger RNA. Lineage: Eukaryota; Metazoa; Arthropoda; Insecta; Lepidoptera; Erebidae. The record is from the annotation of a GenBank genome assembly.